Messenger RNA from Cariama cristata (Red-legged seriema), 660 nucleotides. RefSeq names its product claudin 20 (gene CLDN20). The record is from RefSeq and is a predicted model, not a curated record. Gene Ontology annotation, biological process: cell adhesion; bicellular tight junction assembly. The coding region runs from base 1 to 660 and encodes 219 amino acids. The transcript has a single exon. Lineage: Eukaryota; Metazoa; Chordata; Aves; Cariamiformes; Cariamidae. Gene Ontology annotation, molecular function: structural molecule activity. Gene Ontology annotation, cellular component: plasma membrane; bicellular tight junction.
AUGGCAUCGGCAAGCCUGCAGUUCUUUGCUUUUAUUCUGGCUCUGUUUGGUGUUUUUGGAGAUAUCACAGCCACCUUGCUACCAAACUGGAAGGUAAAUGCAGAUGUUGGUUCAAAUAUCAUAACAGCUGUAACACAGAUGCAAGGACUUUGGAUGGACUGCACGUGGUACAGCACUGGGAUGUUCAGCUGUACCCUGAAAUACUCGGUUCUCUCUCUCCCCGUCUACAUCCAGGCUGCACGGACCACCAUGGUACUGUCUUGUAUCCUAUCGGCCUUUGGUAUCUGCAUCACUACAGUUGGAAUGAAAUGCACACGGUUGGGAGGGGACGCUGACAGCAAAAGUCACGCUUGUUUUGCUGGAGGAGUCUGCUUCAUUCUUGCAGGAAUCUUUGGAUUAGUACCAACAUCUUGGUACACGAGAGAAAUUAUUUCAAAUUUUCUGGACCAGACCAUUCCAGAGAGUGGUAAACAUGAACCAGGAGGAGCGGUUUAUACAGGAUUCAUUUCAGCAGGGUUUCUGCUUAUCGCAGGUGUGAUCUUCUGCACUUCUUGUUUUAAAAAGCAGCAAGGAGCAUGGAUUUACCCUCCAAAGCAGCACCAUUUCCCAUCCUCCGAGGAGGACAGCAACACAGGCUACAACCUGAAGGACUAUGUGUAA